AUGGGUGAAAUCGGUACGAAUCUGCUCCUGCGGAGGAUAGCUGAACAAGCCCGCGAACAGAGCAUGAUACGCGACGCAGCACCGGAGAACAAAUUUCGAAAGCUGCCCAAUCCAACGUCGCCCAGAAACGACAAACGAGUGCACAACCUGUCAUCAAAGGAGCUGACGAAGGAUCAGAUGCAGGUUUUACGGCACGAAGCUUCAUUUAACACGGCUGACGCCAAACCUGUUAACAUGAUUGCAGCAGUGGAAUCAAUCCUUUGUCAGACGGAGGCAACGGAGGAGACUAAGAACCUCAUCGGACACCAAGUGUCGUCUCUCCUGAUGGCCCACAGGCCGCGGGAAGUGCUUUCCAAGGUCGAACGUGAUGCGCCUAGAGAACUCAAGGCCGACAAAGACCUGGUCAUCGUGCCAGCGGACAAAGGACGCGCCACAGUUUUACUGGACAGGACAGACUACCUUCAAAAAGCCAAAGGUUUACUGGAGGACCGACAGUUCUAUGUCCCAUGUGCAACGAACCCUUUAAAGGCGCUGACACGCGAAAUUAAUGCUACGUUGUUGACCUUGGAGAACUCAGGUGCAAUAACACCGACAGACAGACGCAUGGCGAGAACCCAAGAUACGGCUUUGGCCCGAUUCUAUGGCCUCCCUAAGGUGCAAAAAGACGGCGCUCCUCUCCGACCCAUCGUGUCGCUCAAAGGGACUCCAACGUACGGACUGGCUAAGUGGCUGUUCCGGCGUCUCAAGUUCCUGACCGCUGAGUCAGACACCACGGUCUCUUCGUCAGCACAAUUCCUGGAGAAACUCAAAGGGGUAAGCAUCCAUCCAAAUGAGGUCAUGGUAUCUUUUGAUGUUACAUCCCUUUUUACUUCUAUUCUCUAGGACCUGGCGAUCGAGACAAUUGAGCUGCUACUACAAAGCAAAUACGAUGAAACGGAGAACCGUCUUGGACACGCCCAAGUCCUUCAGCUCUUGAAGCUCUGUCUCAGGACGUACUUCACGUUCGACGGGACAAUCUACGAACAGGUGAAGGGCACACCAAUGGGUUCGCCGAUUUCGGGAUUCAUCGCUGAGGCGGUCCUGCAACGGUUAGAGUCGCUGGUCUUCCAACACCACAGACCGAAAUUCUGGGCCCGGUAUGUGGAUGAUACCUUCGUCGUCAUCGAACGGGAUCUGGUGUUGACAUUCCAAGAACAUCUCAACGCCGUCUUCCCGGACAUUCAAUUUACGAUGGACGAGGAAGAGAACAACCAGCUGGCCUUCCUGGAUGUCCUCGUAUGCCGCAAGGAUUGUGGUGGACUAAAGACCAAAGUGUUCAGGAAAGCGACAAAUACGAUGCAAGUACUGAACUUCACCAGUAACUACCCAAUCAGCCACAAACGCAGUUGUGUAAGGACGCUCUAUCGGCGUGUCGAAACGCACUGCAGUGAGCCGGAAGACAAAAUUGCUGAACUGCAAUACCUCCGACGGGUCUUCAAAGCCAAUGGCUACCCGCGCAACCUCGUCGACCGGUACAUACACAAAAGGGACGAAAGGCCUAACCGCACGGACACCAAGUCUUGGCGGGCACUCCCGUGUGUCAAGAACGUUUCGGAAGCUGUCGGCCGCCUUCUCGCACCACUUGGGGUUGGAGUGGCACACAGACCGGAGGCAACCAUCAGGCGUCUGGUCAUGAAACCGAAAGACCCACUGCCACGGCUAGAAACGUCAGGAGUCGUUUAUCGGAUCUGGUGCAGUUGCGGACAAAGCAACUACGUCGGAGAAACCGGAAGACAGCUGCGAACGAGAAUGGCCGAACACGCGGCAGCGGUGCGCAGAAAUGACGCCAGCUCUCAAGUUGCAGCUCAUUCGACGAGAUCCGGCCACACAUUGAAAUUCGUUGAGGCCGAAAUUCUCGCAAGAGGUGAAAACCGAGUGAGCCGGGAGCUACUGGAAUCAUGGUUUACUGGCCCCCAGUCCAUCAACAAGUGCAACGAUCUUCCCAUUCCAUACUCCGUACUGAAACUUCGCCUAGGCGGGGUAACAAGCCAUGCGGGGAGCGCAGAGGUGAACACUCUUCCCAACACCGGGGUCGAUGCGUCAGAUGGUCGAGCAAUCAUCACGCCAACAUCCAACGCACGUGAUGAAAUUGCAGCAAUUAUCGAGUCGAAUGUCGGCCAUCAAGCAAUGAUCACACCAAGUGCGACAAUCCCGGAUGAAGGGGGGAGCUGUGAACGUUCAUAUGUAUGCGGUAGCAUGGCUACUGCAUCCUAUAAAUACCGCAGCCCCUUGUGCAACAACCACCCGUUUCUGCUCUUUUGUCUCUGAUGAUGGAUUCGAGUAGGAAUCCGAAACGUCAGGCUAACAAAGCUCUUGUCCCGGCGAUCGUGUCUCCUUCUUCAAAGGGUACUCUAUGACGAAUUUCGCUUUAAGCCAAACAUUUCAGGCUCACCAGCAUGCUGCCGCGAGUGGUUGAGCAGGAUUUUGAAAUGGUUUGGACACUCUCAGUUCGAGAUUGAGAGGAGUUAAGGAGUGAUUAGCAGGGCCGAUUUGGUCUGAGCAACUUAUGUGAUAUAUCACCUGCUAGCGUGUUCCUAAUUCUCCUUUGGAACAAAUACCUGAAGCAUGUCUUACAUUACAGAACGGGAACUAGUGCCUCUUUGGGCACGCUAGCAAGUUUCCUCACACGAAUACAGUCUUCGAAAUUUGGAAGACAAUCAGAGGUCUAGUAACGACAGCGUCUAACUCACCUACAGAAGACCGAGUCUAUCAGAUACCAUUUCUCCACGGCCUACCCCGCUCCCACCUCCUCUUCUAAAUCAACUGUGUCCGCCAGAACUCCCCUGAACACUUCCCUCGGUCGGCGCAUGCCUGGUCGAACAGCCACGGCGCCUUGCUUAUUGGCUGAGGUGGGAUAGGUUGAGUCAGCAUUCACAACGUGCGCUGCCUCGCGUGAUGCCUCCUAUCUGCAGCACAGGUCUGGGGUGUACGCGUAAGCAACCUUCGCUGCUGUCUGAAUCGGACAAGCAGGUGACGGACGCGGCAUAGCUUCUUGGCUCGCAAUCCCUGCACCAGAUUCCUUCAUGGGAGGAAAGUUUUUAUACACUUCACAAACCUGGACAGUGCCUUUCCGAUGACUCCUCCUCCUCCUUAGGCCGAAGCUGUCGUAGCAGGGCUUACUGGGGAAAAUCUAAAUUUGCCAACAUUCUAAAAGCAGAUAUUCAAGUGGCAGGGUAGAACGCCAAAACUGACCUUAGACACGCUAUAAACGACAGCCAACAGAAGGCAACCGUUGUAUAGCCUGACGCACCAGUCGGGAUUUUUUUAAAGGGGAUCAAAAAUGACUUCGUCAACAGUUUGUUGACUACUGUUGCAUAUGUCUAUCAUAUAUUGUGUCAUGUAGUCCGUUUGUUAUUAUCAACGAGGACCACCAAUGUCCCGAAGGCGCGUUGGCGACCUGCGCGAGAAUGGGUUUAUGGUGGGACAUCUCGCUCUCUCUUCCAAGAUACUUGGGAUGGCUCUCGGCUAUGUACUGGGUUGUCUGAUAAGUAUCUCGUUCCUUGCAAAUGAAAACUCUCCCACCAGUUUUCUUUGCUGUGGUGAGGAUAAAAUAUUUUUCGAGAGCAUUUUUGCUCUACAAGGCCACCAUGCCCGCUUUCCCAUAGAAUUUACUGUUUCUUACAUUUAAUGCUUAAAUAAUGGCGUGUAAAGUUGAGAGAAGUGAUAAUUUUUGACACUUGCUUCCUUUUGCUCCAAAGCUGCUAAAGCUGGUUGUGUACGAAGAGGACGCUAUGCCUGAAAGAAUACCUCAAUAUUGGUUCGUCGAAUUUAAAAUGACAGAUUCAAGAUCAAAGACGGCCUUCUCCCCUACCGGCGACGGACUGGUUUCAAUGAGGAUUGCCUUAAUGCAGCUUUGAAAGAAAAUGGCCGGUAGACCAACAGUGAAAUGACGGAAAAAUUGCACUGACACCAUCAUAUCAUCCUCACUCACAUGGAGUCGGUGGGGAAAGUUCAGAGGUUUAAAGGUUGGGUGUCGCACACUUUGUUUGAAGGCGGCAAACAUGGGGGCUUUGCUAUCGCUGCCGGUUUCCUUGUGUGGCAUAAAGGCCCCCUUAGACACAAAUAAAGAUUCUUCCGUCACAUAGUCAUUGGAGGUGAUAAAUGUUUCCUCCACGUCAGUAUGAAGCAACGAAGUAGGUGAGCUGCAAUGAGGAAACAACAUCUUGGCCAAAGCAGGAUCAUUAUCCUCGAAAGAUUAUGAUUUAGGUGGGGUAGGAUUAGGGGUGCGUAGCAACUUACGAAAUGCUCGAAAAAAGUCAGACGAUGAAAAGAAACCUCUAUGCAGCUCAGAUGCAUCGCUCAGACUAUGCUACUCUACGAAAACCAUCCGAUCGUCAAGGCCAGCUGAUUCUGCUACAUGAAUCCAUCCAAUCUCACACGACCCAAUUCGCCAAAAUGCUCAUCCAAGGGCUAGACUGGGAAGUACUGCCAUGUCCGACCUUCAGUCCUGAUCUUGCUCCGUCAGACUAUCACCUUUUAGGUCGCUUUCAAAGCUAGUGGAUGACGUAACAUUCGACAACGUCUGAAACCUCCAAAACGUAAUUAAGCUCAAAAUUUAAGAAAUAUUAAAUGACACUGGAAAACCCUGACAAUGGUUUUCUAGAACAGAAAGUCUUCCGAUCAGGAAUUAUCCCCACAAAAAAUUGCUCCUAACAGUUGAUGCAAUGGCAACGGUGUGGAGAAGGACCCCACUUAGCUGUCAGUAGACUUUGGAUCGUGCCACACGUGAUUUAUGGUAAAGAGAGUUUUAUGGGUGGGGCAGCAGGCUAGACAGUAAGCUGACAAAAUGAAAGAAAACACAGAAAUUGCCCGGAUUUGUGCCGAAAGUCUUAUCCUACGCUAUUGUGUGAGAACGGAAAUGAGACUAGUAGUUAAACAAUAAUCAAAAAGCGAAUUUCACACAAUAACGGAUUUUGCGCUAAGGUGUGAGGUCGUAGGAAGUAAUCGUUGUUGGCAGUGUAAUUUCUGCAUCGGCCUGCAAAUGUGUGCGAAUACUAAACCCCAUAUAACACGAUCCACAGCCUACUGACAGCUAAGUGGGGUCCUUCUCUAUACCGCUGCCGAUGCGAUAAGUUCAUCGACCUCAAGGGCCAACACGGGUCCAGAUCAGGGAAUGACAGGCGUUAUUGGGGAUGCGCGCCCCUAAAAAAUGCCACACCUCGGAGGUGUGUUGGCACGCCUGGACGCAGGCUCACGUCGCACCAGUUAUCUGCGCCUGCUCCCGCCUGCAAUCUCCUUGACUCCCUUUUAACACCGGAUUCGGGAGGCUGAGGGAAAAGGUAGCGUGAUAGAUGCAGCGCAAGUCUACUACCACUUUAAAAUUAUUCACGCAUAGUCCACUGUCCCUGUGCUCACCAUGCUCCGGGGACACACAGUCGAAAUUGCCGAAAUCGACGGCCGAACUGUCGAAUAAUGUGUAAAACUUGUCAAAACAAAGCAAACAGGUGCAGCGAAGUGCAGCGUACAAAUACCAAAAGAUCGUUAAUAAAUGCGCGAAAAUUCAACAGCCUUGGUGUCGCCAUGAAAUACCUUUUACGUCCAGUGUUGGCUUCUUUAAAAUUUUUUCCAGGCAAAGAAUAUUUAGACGAAAUCAACCGCCUAAAGGACACUGUUGGGUAACCGACCGUGAUAAUUUUUACUUUUCUAUGGUAUCUGGGCAGCGAAACUUUCAGUUUUAGUAUGCCCUCGGUGCAAAGCCAAAUCUGUGUUACUUGUACCCUCCCUCUGGGUUAUUUGUUUUGUUUAAGUCAUCAUCUAUGCAAGAAGGGCAGUAAAUAAAUGUGCGGUCCCGAGUUCAAGUCAAUGGCGAAAAUGUGAGACCGUGGGUAGACAGGCUUGUAUUGAACAGAAAAACAAUUUCUGCAAAUGUCCAAGGAUAGAUUAGAGAGAACAAGUCGUUCAAAGGACGAUGCAGACUUCGAAACCAUCAUCCUUUCCUAACCGCCAGUUGAAUGUUAAAGGCUCCAGUUUAUGUAAAGUGCUUUUUGGUAACUGUAUCCGCAAAUGCUCCAAUGUCCAUCCCUUACCUCCAAAAAAGGUAGGACAUUAGAAGCCGUUUGAUGUCAAUCUUCAGGAAACCCAUUUCAUCCCUAUCUUGUCGCACAGACGAAAGCUCCCCGCUUCCGACUGGCACGUCUUCUUGAUCUGUAGUCCAAAACUGCGGGUAACAUCCAGCUCUUGAAAGAUCAUAUGGCUACACCUACCUGCUGGAAAACGAAAACAAAGUACGAAUGUGCGCAAGCUAACAUGAAUUCGCCUACCAACUAAGGUGACAAUCGUAAAACGUUCAGUCAUCUCGAAUAUGAAUGUCUUGGUAAGGUGUGGUUGUGCAGCCGCAUCUGUUGGAAAUAAUACUGUUGGGGCAACUAUUUAUCAGCUACUCAAAGUAAAAUUGUGCAUCCCCAGUAGCUUUUCAUUUGCGUACAAUUACCUGACAUCGUCGCCUGUGCGUUUCCCGGCCCCACUCGUAAAAACUCAUAUCACCAUUGACCCCGUAUUACAGGCAGCUGGGGUUUGUUUACCUCAGGUGCGACUGCAUAACCGCAUAUGACCGAAUAUGGCAAAUAUCUUUCCGGGACAGUGUUGACCCGGAGACCAAGGGCUAACCGUUUCUGAUUAACGUUACUCCCUGAAACUAAUAUUCCACACGUAAACCUGUUCAUCGGAUGUGGGACGACCUCCAACCUCUUCAGGCACACGCACAUUCCGAUUGACCAUUGACAGACAGGGAACCCUCGUCAUUAAUGACGAAGUUAUUCUGGUAAAGCCGGAGUGCUGUCUACGGACAAAUGGCUUUUGAGGGCAUUUGUUUUUACGAAACCAUGAUGAAUUUCCCGGGUAUAGUAUGCUAAGUCAACGACAUAUCUCAACAAAUGCCUCGUCAAGGCGAGCUGAGACGGACUAUGGAGAGCAAUGUAGAAUUUAUGACAACCAGAAACGUCCAGACUUGUAUUGAGGACAUCUCAGGACGACAGGAUGUCUGCAUCUCAGGCAAAAGAAUCAGGUCAGAUGACUUCAAUUUGAUUAAUGAGAUGCGGUAGGGUUGUCGAUGUAUAAAGUUCGAAAACAACGAGUUUCCCGGGUCAAAAGUCACGGAGACAGAACAAGUAGAACAAUCCUUUGAGUCAAUCGGGAACCUAUAAACAGCUCAGAAAUCAGAGGCAACAAUUGCUCUACCACACCGAGAGCCAGCCGUUGUUGUCUGCGCGAGGUGUGGACGUGCACCUGAGCUGUGUCCGGCUUCGGCAAAUCAGACCAAAGCAAAGUAUCGAUCUGUGUCACGGUGUUGUCAAGUCGUGUCUCUGUCGCUAAGACGGGUGGUCUGCCUCGGGGGUUACCUAAAUUCCACAACAAUCUUUAGAUUUAUACAGGAGAAUUUGCAUUUCAUUGUCCACAGACGGAUAAGUUUUGAACUAAUAAUGGAUAAAUGGAAAAUGGUCCUCAUACCAUGAAAUAAGCAGCUACCACGGCGUUUCGGACAAUUUUUCUCUCUUGGGAAUUAUAAUCUUGCCAACCACUACACUCGAUAGCUAACUCGAAUUUUGAAUUUCAGUAGGAUAGCCAAAUGGUUGACGAGGUACAACACUCGGUAGGAAAGCAUAUCCGUCUCAGGACCGCACUGAAAAUACACAGAACUGUCGCAAUGACCACGAUGCUUUACGGCCCUGAUGAAUGGACUGUACACCAGCGACAAGUCGGGAAUCUCAACCCCCUUGGCCUGAACUACUUACUGUCCUUCUAGAAGCAGUGUAUCGUUAACCGUGUGUUGCAACACAGCAGACCUUCGCGAGAUAGAUAGCUCACUUCCACGUUAACUGACAAUUUGUGUCGCGUCAAUGGGCCGAUGGACCUCGCCGACGUCCGUAGACAUAAAAAACAGAGGGUGGGGAAGACACCGCUGUUUAGUAAUUAAAAACGGAAACGGUCAAUGUGGUUGGCAAACUUCGACUUAGACAAAAAUAAUUAAGGGACAAGCCCUAAAAUGCAUUACAAGAGGACUUUUGAGAGUCCGCUCCCACGAUCACCAGCACGGUCACUUACUCAUGCAGCCCUUCUGUCCGCCUGUCAUUUCGCUGCUAGGGCCGUGGGCGACUUGUCACUAGUGUGGCGAGAGCUAGAAGCCAAUCGACGCUGCGUCUUUCGACGAUUGGCUUCUGGCAGACAAAGUCGAGCCGCACGCACGCCGUUCGCAUCAGGACUAACUUGCCUGGGACGAACGUUAGCUGCAACUCCUUGUGGUGUUGCGUGGACACUCCACGCUUCAGUAAAAGCCUAUUCAUUGAACUGUCUUUCCUACCUUCUGAUUCAUCGGCCAUCGUACUGUGACAUGAUGGUCAUUAAAAAGCCGUAUGCACACGAAGAUAUACUAAAAUGGUCGUCAUAGAUUCAUAGGAAGUAUCUAGUUCUCUCUGGUGAAAAAGUAUUUGACGUAGGUUUCGCCAUCAAAAUGCCUGAGUAGAAGGUGCCUUAAUGAGGGAUGCUCGCGAUUAGUGGUCAAUUUUAGUCAAAAUGAAUAUGUGCGUCGAGGUCCGAAACGCUCAUCUGUUUUUUUUUGUGGCGGCAACUCGAGAGAUUACGGUAGCGUUACCAGUUUUCAGCGGCUGUUGACUAUGCAAUCACGUCUGGAACGAUUACCAAGUGUUUGUUUACGCAGUCAGUCGUGGUGUAACCCCUCCCACCAGGACUCAUAUGAGCGAACACCUGUGCCUUGACAGUUGAACAAGGCAACCGUGGAGUUGGUGUUGUGAGUAUCCGUUCAUCGGUUUGAAACGAGGGACGGAUAAACCAAAGUCCGCAAGAUCAGUUACUCGGUCUCAACGCCCGAAUGAGAGUAACUAGCGUGUGCUAACCUGAGGAUACUUAGAAACUCAUGAAAAGUGGUCAAAGCUCAUGUUCAACCCGUCGAGGGAGUGGAGACUGACGAAUGAGAGGACCACGGACGCUUGUGGUUAUUGAAGAUAAGCAGAGGAGAGUAACUCCCGAGCGCGUACUGACAGAUGCAACCGUAGCUGCAUAUUGUCACGAUUAACUGUGAAACAGUUGCUCCCCCAGUAUACCAUCUAUUUGUGGACUUGCCUCUGAAGUCAACCGCCGCCCCGACGCUAGUCACCUUCCCGAGGACUUUCCCAGAGGCGCUGGCCUUACUGUCUGACCGACCAUAAUGCACGUUCAGACAACCACAGCCGUCCUUGUUUCGUGCAGCGCAACAGUACACUUAGACGAAAGAAAGUGACCUAUUAGGCCUAACCUCACCCUUUCAGGGCAGGCCUUGGCCUCGUCGGCUUCAACUGCUGCCCGAAACCGCAGCUAAUAACUCUACACUGAGUUACUCGCUCAUUUGUGCUAACUGGGAUUUAAUUUGACUACUGUGGGGACCAAAACGCGUCCACUAAAUUAACCGCCAUAUAUAAAUAUAUCAGCUACCCCGAAAUACAGUGUCUCUGAUUGUAAUGAAUAUAUUUUCGUUCUGUUGCAUUUAGUCUUUUGCCUGUAUCUUUUUAAAGACCAUGUGUAACGAGAUUUUCAUUUUAACUCGCACAUGGCUAGGUUGGAAAUAUCGAAAUGGCGAUUUGCAGAAGAUCUUGAAUGAUGAGUAUGAUAAAGCAGAUCCACUGGGUGCAGUCGAACAUGACGCUUGUCAUGAUUCAAGCUAACGUAACUGAAGGUCCGUAAGCUCCUGAAGAAAGGCUGACGCUACCCAGCACCUCAUACUGCUUCAGACUUUUCUUUUCAAUGGUGGAGGGGCGCUCACUGAUCGUUCUUACGGAACUCACUCUUCCCAUUGUGCCUUAAGGAUUCUCCCUCUCGAGCCCAACCAGCAGCCGCACAGCGGCGAAUGA
Messenger RNA from Spirometra erinaceieuropaei, 9878 nucleotides. The record is from the annotation of a GenBank genome assembly. Lineage: Eukaryota; Metazoa; Platyhelminthes; Cestoda; Diphyllobothriidea; Diphyllobothriidae.